Molecule: messenger RNA, 1015 nt
Organism: Bactrocera dorsalis (oriental fruit fly)
Lineage: Eukaryota; Metazoa; Arthropoda; Insecta; Diptera; Tephritidae
Gene: sgll
Product: pyridoxine/pyridoxamine 5'-phosphate oxidase
Exons: 5
Coding region: 16-867 (283 amino acids)
Biological process (GO): pyridoxine biosynthetic process; pyridoxal 5'-phosphate biosynthetic process
Molecular function (GO): FMN binding; pyridoxamine phosphate oxidase activity
Source: RefSeq, a predicted model, not a curated record
AAAUGAAAGCACAAAAUGGAACUGUCAAAAACAGCUGGAGCACAGAAUGGAAUUGAUAAACGCAAUUACACUAGUAAACAAUUACACAGCAAACAACCGAAAAAGCAGUCAAUCCACACACACUCAGUAGUGCGACUGCAACAGUUACUAAGUGUGCGUAAAAUGUCAACGUCAGUAAACUUAUCAGCGCUUCGCCUGAAAUACCGUGAGAAGAAAGAAGUUUUUCUAGAAGAAAAUAUUAAAGUGAAGCAACCCAUAAAGCUAUUCCGCGAGUGGCUAGAAGAGGCGGUGAAAACCGAGGAGCUGCUCGAACCAAAUGCCGCUUGCUUAGCAACAGUAAAUAAAGACGGCAAGCCCUCUAAUCGCUUUGUGUUACUAAAAGAUGUCACCGACGAAGGCUUUCGUUUUUUCACCAACUAUGGCAGUCAUAAGGCUCAAGACAUUGACGGUAAUCCAAACGUGGCUAUGACACUUUAUUGGCUGCCACUACGCCGUCAGAUACGUAUUGAGGGCGUGGCUGAGAAGAUAUCCAAAGAAGAUUCACUCACUUAUUUUCAUCAACGUCCGCGUGCCUCUCAAAUUGGUGCCUUGGCUAGCGAACAAAGUUCGCGUAUACCAUCCCGUCAGCAUUUGGAUGAAAUCGAGAAGGAAAUCAAAAACAAAUUGGGUUCAGAUGGCGAAGUGCCACUGCCCAAUUGGGGUGGUUAUCUAAUACGACCGCAUACCAUUGAAUUUUGGCAGGGACAAACCGAUCGCUUACACGAUCGCAUACAAUUCCGCCGUGGACCGGAAAUUGAGAUGGAAGUCGAUGGCAAGUUGACACAUAAAGGUGAAGACGGUUGGGUCUACGAGCGAUUGGCACCAUAGGCAUGACGCUGGAUGUGGACUAGUGCUGUGCUGUGAAGCUAGACUAUAGCCAAGAAAACGGAAAUUUUGUUUUUGUACUAAAAUAAUUUGUAUAUGUAAAAUUAAAAAGUAACGAUAAUAAAAUGAGGCACAAUUCCAUGUAAAUCAG